AAGUCCGUACCAAAAUACAAAAACAUCAAAAUAUCUAGGAUAUGGGAAGUAUCACUGGUGACUAUAACAGAUUAAAUACAACAGCCAUAAUUUCGAUGAUUUACUAAUGUUCUUAGCAGUAGUACUUAAUAGUACUUAGGAUAGGAGUAUAUACUACUACAAACUAAGAGGUGUUUUGGCUAUUUCAGCGUGUUUGUUAAGUAUAAUCUUGAAGACGCAGUGAUACCGGUUAUUUACCAAUCUAUAUAAACUUUCCCCACUAUUUCCUUUUUGGAGUAUACUGUUGAGUAUAAAGAUUAGAGCAUAUCACUUGGCCUAAAUUUACCCAUGGAUUUCUUUUUGAUUGCCGUUACACUAGUUAGCUCCUUUGUUUUUCUCUUCUUUCUUCACAAACAAUUUUUCUCUGUUAAAAGGCAGAGUAGAAGGGUACCUGAAGCAGCCGGAGCAUGGCCAAUUAUCGGUCAUCUCCACCUUCUCAGUGGAUCCGAAUCCGAUCAACUGCCUCACAAAAUCUUGGGCUGCAUGGCAGAAAAAUACGGUCCCAUUUUCAGAAUGAAGCUUGGUGUUCAUCAGGUUGUAGUUGUGAGCGAUCCCAAAUUAGCCAAAGAAUGCUUCACCACAAAUGAUUUGGCCCUUGCAAGCCGGCCUAAAUCCAUAGCUUCAGAGAUCAUAGGCUACAAAGACGCGAUGAUUGGGCUUGCUCCUUAUGGACCUUACUGGCGAGAAACAAGGAAGAUAGCCACAGCUGAAUUGCUUUCCACAAGGCGAACCGAAAUGCUCAAACACAUCCGAGAAUUUGAAGUAAAAUCGGCUAUCAAAGAGACGUAUAAUUACUGGAUGAAGAACAAGAGUACUAGUAAUUUAAAUGGUGCUGUGAAGAUGGAAAUGAAGGAAUGGUUUGGAGAUUUAAUUAUGAACACUAUGGUGAAGAUGUUAUUUGGAGGAGGGGAAGAAGGAAUAGAUAAGGCUCACAAAGCAAUAAGGAGAUUUUUUGAGUUGUUGGGGGCUUUUGUUGUGGCUGAUUUUUUACCAUAUUUAAGGUGGCUGGAUAUAGGAGGACAUGAGAAGGCAAUGAAGGAGGUUGCUAAAGAAAUAGACUCUGUUGUUGAAGAAUGGUUAGCAGAGCAUAAAAGGAAGAGGGACUCUAAAGCGAUUAAAUCUGGAGAUGAAGAAGAUUUCAUGGAUGUCAUGUUGUCCAUUUGUGAAAACAAAGAUCUAGCAGGGUUUGAUGCUGAUACAGCUAUAAAAGGGACAUGCAUGCCAAAUGUGGAUAUCCAGGAACUAGAUGAUUUGGACGUCUUAGCAUGGUGCAAGAAAUACAAGACGAGUCAUCUGAUACUUUCAAGAAUGACUCGAGAUAUCCUUACGGUUCAAAUAUCAAUCGUGGCUUCGGAAAGUGCAUUUAGCCAAGGAAGACAAUAAAUUGGAGACCAUAGACACUCAUUAUCCGGAUUUAGCUUGCAAGUACUAGUUUGCAUUCGUGAUUGGAUUAGAUCGGAGCAACGCAACCAAAACUCAAAAGCGGUGGAAGGCGAAGAGGAAGAGAUUGAAGAUUUGAUAGUAAGUGGAAUAGACCAAAUGGAAGACUUUGAAGAUAUUUCAAUGACCGAAUAUGAUAUGACGGAUAUUAGCCAAAUGAUUGACACUUUUUGAUUUUAUUAUUCUACUACUUUUUUGCAACUCAUAUAUUAUUUGCAAGUUUAAAAAACUACAACUUGCAAAUAAAUGUUAUCCAUGAAUGAAUAAAAUAUAUGGCUCAUUGAGCUUUCUUCUAUUUA
Molecule: messenger RNA, 1778 nt
Organism: Lycium barbarum (goji berry)
Lineage: Eukaryota; Viridiplantae; Streptophyta; Magnoliopsida; Solanales; Solanaceae
Product: cytochrome P450 82A4-like
Exons: 2
Coding region: 328-1422 (364 amino acids)
Biological process (GO): defense response to other organism
Molecular function (GO): protein dimerization activity; monooxygenase activity; oxidoreductase activity, acting on paired donors, with incorporation or reduction of molecular oxygen
Source: RefSeq, a predicted model, not a curated record